CAAAAGAUAAGUGAACUAAUGCUACAAACCACGUGUCCUCGUGGUGCCACGCAAAAUGAGGAGAAAUCUCACCACAUCAUCGCUCCACGUGUUAGCUUCUAAUCACAAGUCACAACCGCACCGUGAGCAGAAGCCGUUAAACCAGCAGCUAAAACAAGACCCCCACACACUUCAAGAUCGACGGGCAAUUGCCAGUCGACAUACGUCCGCCUUGCGGACUAUUAUUUCCCCCAAACCAAUUUCACUUCCAUCUCCAAAACCGACUAUAACCGGUAACACGUACUCUUAUCCCCUUCCCUAUAUAAAUACAUCAGAGGGUUUCACUUAUUUCCUCCGUCCGCCGCCUUUGCUGCUGAAUCAUUGUUCUUUGCACAAUCUUCGCCACUGGAUUUUUUUUAUUCACGGUUAUACCAUUCUGGUUAUGAGAGCUGCCUGUUGCCGGGAACCUGAGAGCCCAAGCUCUUCUCCAUCUCUCGGUUUCCCUCGACCCCGAUUCUUCCGUUAUCGGCGUUUGAGGUAAUCGGAAAUCCACACAUACAUCAAGAAGUAGGUUGGAGGAUUUCGCGUACAAACGCAAUACCUUUAUUUCUUCAAUAAUAUACUAUGCCGACAUCAAAGAGUACGAACCGGAAAGGACAGGAACCGGAGAAGAACAGAUCGAAGGGGAAAUUUAUUGAGGAGCCCUCGUCGUUUCACGGGAGGAUACCGGUGACCACAAUGUCUACGUCUUCUCAGAUUCGAAGGCCAAAGACACUACCGGACUUAUUAUCCGGUAAGACUGUCUCCGGAUUCUCGCCGGAUGCGAAGCCACUGCGACCGACUAAGCUGCUACUAAAAGUGACAAUACAAGGGAGCGUUGGACCUGUACAGGUGUUGAUGUCGCCGGAAUCCACCGUAUGUGAUCUGGUGGCUGCUGCACUGCGGCAGUACUCAAAGGAAGGUCGCCGCCCUAUCCUUCCUUCCACCGAUCCUUCCGCUUUCGGUCUCCACUACUCCCAAUUUAGUUUAGAAAGUUUGGAUAGAGAGGAAAAACUCAUGGAGUUGGGAUCUAGGAACUUCUUCAUCUGCUGCCAAAAGAAGUAAUAAAGCGUGGACGGUGGAGUGACAACGACGACGUCGUGUUGUUCGAAGGAAGCUGAGAAGGCAACCAAAAGUGGUUUCCCGUGGCUGAAGUUCAUGGGCUUCUGAGCUCUAAUUGGCUUGGGUGGCAUCAAUAUUUUCUUAAGCAAUUGCUUUGUAUCGUCGUAGAUUAAGAACGAAGCCUCAUAAAGUCGUGCGGAUGUGUACACAACCAUGUGUGACUCAAACAACCGACACUUAAGAUAGAGUUAAAAUGUCCCUGCUCUAGACAAUUGAUUUAAUACUUCAACGUGAUGGGUCCAAUUAGACAUGACCCAAAAAACCAGCCCAUUUUCACUAGAUUAGGCCCGAGCAAAUAUUUUCUGGUAUUAAAUAUUUUUUGAUGAGUUUAAAUUUACUUAUUUUAUUUUCUGUUCA
Molecule: messenger RNA, 1497 nt
Organism: Tripterygium wilfordii
Lineage: Eukaryota; Viridiplantae; Streptophyta; Magnoliopsida; Celastrales; Celastraceae
Exons: 2
Coding region: 604-1083 (159 amino acids)
Source: RefSeq, a predicted model, not a curated record